Messenger RNA from Carassius auratus (goldfish), 1875 nucleotides. Its product is annotated as sarcalumenin-like. Bases 43 to 1491 code for a protein of 482 amino acids. The transcript has 7 exons. Lineage: Eukaryota; Metazoa; Chordata; Actinopteri; Cypriniformes; Cyprinidae. Gene Ontology annotation, molecular function: GTP binding. The record is from RefSeq and is a predicted model, not a curated record.
UAUAUAGCCAGAGAGGCUAGCAGAGGUCUCCUGGCAGCCAUCAUGAAGGUCUUAGUCUCGCUCUGCGUCUUUGUGCCCCUGCUGGCACUGGCCACAGCAGAGGAGGAAGCCGUCCUGGAAUCCAUCCUGAGAGACAGAUCUCACAUCGAGGAAACUCUGAGGCUCGCGGCGGAUGAGAAAGCAGGAGAUUAUGCUGCUGCUCUGCAGAAGCUGAGGAAGAUCUACCACAGCUCCAUCAGGCCCAUGGAGCAGGCCUACAAGUACAACGAGCUGAGACAGCAUGAGAUCUCAGCCUAUCCUGGACGCACGCUGGGGGACUCUGCCACAGAUGGAGAAAUCACCUCCAAACCCAUGGUGCUGUUCCUCGGACCCUGGAGCGUGGGCAAGUCCUCCAUGGUCAACUAUCUGUUGGGUUUGCAGGACACCCCUUACCAGCUGUACACGGGUGCUGAGCCCACUACCUCAGAGUUUACCGUCAUCAUGCACGGUGAGAAGAUUCGCACGGUGGAGGGCAUCGUCAUGGCUGCCGACAGCUCUCGCUCCUUCUCCCCGCUGGAGAAGUUCGGACAGAACUUUUUGGAGAAGCUGGUUGGCAUCGAGAUGCCCCACAAGCUCCUGGAGAGGGUCACAUUCGUGGAUACGCCUGGAAUCAUUGAGAACCGCAAGCAGCAGGAGAGAGGUUACCCAUUCAACGACGUGUGCCAGUGGUUUAUCGAUCGUGCAGACCUCAUUUUCGUGGUUUUUGAUCCCACCAAGCUGGACGUCGGUCUCGAGUUAGAGAUGCUCUUCCGGCAGCUAAAAGGUCGGGAGUCCCAGAUCCGUAUCAUCCUCAAUAAAGCCGACAGUUUGGCGACCCAGGACCUCAUGCGUGUCUACGGCGCCCUCUUCUGGAGCCUGGCGCCCCUCAUUAAUGUAACCGAGCCCCCGCGGGUCUACGUCAGCUCCUUCUGGCCCUACGACUACGCGCCGGACACCAGCCGAGACCUCUUCAAACGUGAGGAAAUAUCCUUGCUGGAAGACCUGAACCAGGUGAUCGAGAACCGUCUGGAGAACAAAAUCGCCUUCAUCCGCCAGCACGGCAUCCGCGUUCGCAUUCACGCCCUCCUGGUGGACCGCUACGUGCAGACCUUCAAGGAGAGGAUGAGCUUCUUCAGCGACCCUGAGCUGGUCUUCCAGGAGAUUGUGGACGAUCCUGACAAGUUCUACAUUUUCAAGUCUAUCCUGGCCAAAACCAACGUCAGCAAGUUCGACCUGCCCAACCGAGAUGCUUACCGUGACUUCUUCGGGAUCAAUCCGGUGAGCAGCUUCAAGCAGCUGUCGUCCCAAUGCUCCUACGCGGGCGGUUGUCUACUGGAGAAGAUCGAGCGCGCCAUCACCCACGAACUGCCCUCUCUGCUCGGCAGCAUCAACUCCGGCAAGAAUCCAACGCUGUCCUCCUGCGAGGCCACCGGCUGCGGGGAAAAGCCCAAGAACCGCUACCGGCGAAACUGAGAGAAGAAAACCAAGCGGGAGGGAGACCGAGGAGGAGGGGGACGAGAAAGGAGCCAAGGUGGAGCGAACAAACCGAGGAGGAGCAGUGGAGCUAAUCCUGUUCCUGCCACGGGUCCGUUUCGAGUCAAUGGAGACGGAUCUCACAGGACUUGUUUUUUUUUUUGUUUUUUUUUGCGUGAAGGGGUUGUGUGUGGGGACGUUUUAAGGGCAGGGGAUUCUGGGAAUGGGUGGAGGGAGGUUCUUGUGAAGUCUUGAGGCGGAGUUUCUUGUGAAUGUGAGGAGAGCGCGCCAAAAUAACUCUCUUCUCUUUCCGCACUACUUUUAUAAACGGUCUGCAGUUUUGGAGGGAAAAUGUGUACGCAUGGAGAACAAAAAUGGCUGACA